UCCUCCUAGAGCACCCUCCCCUUCCUUUCCCCUUCCAGGCCCAACCUCUCUCCUAUCUCCGCCACUUCUUCCCCACAGCUUGGGUCUCUAAGACUGUGCUACCCCAUUCCCUAUGACAGUUGUCAGGCCACUGAGGCCCAUCCCCAGCAUUCAGUUAGUGCUGAGUCAGUGUUUGCUGUGGGAUGAAGGGUGCUGCUAGCAGGCCGGGAUCCUCCUCCCAAAACUGUAAGGAGUGCGUGUCAGGAGAGGACUUAAUGGGGCGUGGUGCCAGGGUGGACGCGCGCAGCCCUGUCGCGCUGUGCGACUCUGGGCCAAUGGCUGCCCACUCUGAGCCUCAGUCUUCUCAUCUGUGAACUGGAGAGUCUUGGGGGAGAGGGGCUGGGCAUUGCCGGCCGGAGCUACAGCUUUCCGUGGGAGGAACCAGAGGACUUAGCCUGAGGCUGUUUGCUAAAUUUAUUUAGGGGUCUUGGGAGUCUAAGAGAAAUGCUGGGGUCACAGUGCUCCCUCCAAUGCGCCUGGAUUGUACGUACCCCGCUCCCGGGGCCCAUCCGCUGCAGCGGCUCCACAGACCCGCGCGCCCUCAACUUGCCCGGACUCGAGUGACGUCCGCGGCUGGGGCGGCACCGACGUCCCCCCUCACCUUUCGAAGGGGGGGAAACUGAGGCGGGGCGCGGAGAGACCAUAGCCAAGGUCACGGCUUGGUGGUAGCGGGGCCUGCAGGAGGGUCCAGCGCGGACUCCCGCUCCUGAGCGCCCCCAGGACAAUCCCCUCCCCCGCGCCCUGCCGGCCAGACGCGCUGGAGCCGCGCCCGCCUCGAGGACAGCGCGAGCUCGGCGGCUGCAGAAGGACCGGCGAGUAGGAGUGUGGAGGGUGAGGCCCCCAGCAGCGAGACCUGCACUUCACUGGACAGCCCCUCGGCCUACCGCCAAGGAUCCUUAGUGCCGAGCUCCUGCCUGAGCCCGGACCACUACGAGCACACAUCAGGGGGUGCCUAUGGGCUAUACUCGGGGCCAGCGGGGCAGCAACAGCGUACACGGAGGCCCAAGCUGCAGCACUCGACCUCCAUCUUGCGCAAGCAGGCCGAGGAGGAGGCCAUCAAGCGCUCACGCUCCCUCUCUGAGAGCUAUGAGCUCUCCUCUGACCUGCAGGACAAGCAGGUGGAGAUGCUAGAAAGGAAGUAUGGGGGACGCCUGGUGACCCGCCAUGCGGCCCGCACCAUCCAGACAGCCUUCCGCCAGUACCAGAUGAACAAAAACUUUGAGCGCUUGCGCAGCUCCAUGUCAGAAAACCGCAUGUCACGCCGGAUUGUGCUGUCCAACAUGAGGAUGCAGUUCUCCUUUGAGGGGCCCGAAAAGAUGCAUAGCUCCUACUUUGAGGGAAAGCAGGUCUCAGUGACUGAUGAUGGCUCUCAGUUGGGGGCCCUGGUGCCAUCUGAGUGCAGUGACCUUGGUGAAUUGCCUGCCCUCAAGUCUUCAGCCCCAUCCAGCGACUUCACGGAUGCCAUCACAGAGCUGGAGGACGCCUUCUCCCGGCAGGUGAAAUCACUGGCUGAGUCUAUCGACGAUGCCCUCAAUUGCCGCAGCCUGCAUGCCGAGGAGGCGCCAACCUCUGACACAGGGCGAGCCCGGGACAUUGAGCCCCAGGCGGCUCUGCAUGCCGUGGACCACCACAAAUUGGAUGAAAUGACAGCCUCGUACAGUGAUGUCACCCUGUACAUCGAUGAAGAGGAACUGUCGCCACCACUGCCCCUCUCACAGAUGGGGCACCGGCCAUCCAGCACCGAGUUAGACCUACGGCAGCGGGCUGGAGGUGCCACCCAGGACUACUGGGCCUUGGCUCACAAGGAUGACAAGGGGGACACGGACACGAGCUGUCAGAGCACACCAUCACUUGAGCGGCAGGAACAUCGGCUACGGGUGGAGCACCUCCCAUUGCUCACCAUCGAACCACCCAGUGACAGCUCUGUGGACCUCAGUGACCGCUCAGACCGCAGCUCACUCAAGAGGCAGAGUGCCUACGAGCGCAACCUCAGUGGGCAGCAGGGCAGCCCCAAGCAUGGUCCCCACAGUGGCCCUCCCAAGGGCCUCACUCGGGAGGAGCCAGAGUUGCGGCCUCGGCCCCCUAGGCCCCUUGACAGCCACCUGGCCAUCAAUGGCUCAGCCAACAGGCAGAGCAAGUCUGAGUCAGACUACUCAGAUGGGGACAAUGACAGCAUCAACAGCACAUCCAACUCUAAUGACACCAUCAAUUGCAGCUCUGAGUCGUCAUCCCGCGACAGCCUGCGGGAACAGACGCUCAGCAAGCAGACCUACCACAAGGAGACUCGCAACAGCUGGGACUCACCUGCCUUCAGCAACGAUAUCAUCCGUAAAAGGCACUAUCGCAUUGGCCUCAACCUCUUUAACAAGAAGCCUGAGAAGGGUGUCCAAUACCUCAUCGAGCGUGGCUUUGUGCCUGACACGCCAGUGGGGGUGGCCCACUUCCUGCUUCAGCGCAAGGGCCUGAGCCGGCAGAUGAUUGGCGAGUUCCUGGGCAACCGGCAAAAGCAAUUCAACCGGGACGUGCUAGACUGCGUGGUGGAUGAGAUGGACUUCUCUACCAUGGAGCUGGAUGAAGCCCUCAGGAAGUUCCAGGCACACAUCCGGGUCCAGGGGGAAGCUCAGAAGGUGGAGCGACUCAUUGAGGCCUUCAGCCAGCGGUACUGUAUCUGUAACCCCGGGGUAGUGCGGCAGUUCCGGAACCCAGACACCAUCUUCAUCCUGGCCUUUGCCAUCAUCCUGCUCAACACGGACAUGUACAGCCCCAACGUCAAGCCUGAGCGCAAAAUGAAGCUGGAGGACUUCGUCAAGAACCUCCGAGGGGUGGAUGAUGGUGAAGACAUUCCCCGGGAGACGCUGAUCGGGAUCUAUGAGCGUAUCCGCAAGCGAGAGCUGAAGACCAAUGAGGACCACGUAUCCCAGGUGCAGAAGGUGGAGAAGCUCAUCGUGGGGAAGAAGCCGAUUGGAUCCCUGCAUCAUGGGCUUGGCUGUGUGCUCUCUCUGCCUCACCGGCGUCUGGUCUGCUACUGCCGGCUCUUCGAGGUUCCAGACCCAAAUAAGCCCCAGAAACUCGGACUGCACCAGCGAGAAAUCUUCCUUUUUAACGACCUUCUGGUGGUCACCAAAAUCUUCCAGAAGAAGAAGAACUCAGUGACGUACAGCUUCCGACAGUCCUUCUCCCUGUAUGGCAUGCAGGUCCUGCUUUUCGAGAACCAGUACUACCCCAAUGGCAUCCGGCUCACGUCUGCAGUCCCUGGAACCGACAUAAAAGUAUUAAUAAACUUUAAUGCUCCCAAUCCUCAAGACCGAAAGAAAUUCACUGAUGACCUACGAGAGUCCAUCGCGGAGGUGCAGGAGAUGGAGAAGCACAGAAUAGAAUCGGAGCUUGAGAAGCAGAAAGGCGUUGUGCGGCCCAGCAUGUCCCAGUGCUCCAGUCUCAAAAAGGAGUCGGGCAACGGGACGCUGAACCGGGCCUGCCUGGAUGAUAGCUAUGCCAGCAGUGAGGGCCUCAAGCGCAGCGCCCUCAGCAGCUCCCUGAGGGACCUCUCGGAAGCAGGGAAGCGAGGGCGUCGCAGCAGUGCGGGAUCGCUAGAGAGCAAUGUGGAAGGGUCCAUCAUUAGCAGUCCUCACAUGCGCCGGAGAGCUACAUCAACACGAGAGUGUCCAUCUCGCCCACACCAGACUAUGCCUAAUUCAUCCUCCCUCCUGGGCUCCUUAUUUGGGAGUAAGAGAGGGAAGCCCCCUCCUCAGACUCACCUGCCCUCAGCUCCUCCCCAACCACCCCCACACCCACCGAGCCUGCCCCACCCACAGCACUCCGUGGCUGGCCAUCACCAGGGGCUGGCAGAAGGCCCUCCACAGGCCCAGAUGCAUGGGCACCAUACCCAGUACUGCCACAUGCAGCAGAACCCACCCCCCUACCACCACCACCACCACUACCACCCCCCUCAGCAUGUCCAGCAUGCACACCAGUACCACCAUGGCCCCCACGGGGGGCACCCAUCUUAUGGGGCCCACUCACACGGGCACCCACUGCUGCCCUCAGCCCACACUGGCCACCCUGGCCACACAGGCCACACAGCACACCACCAUGGGCAGCCCCUUGCCCCACCGCCCGCCACCAGCAGCAAGGCCAAACCCAGCGGCAUCAGCACAAUUGUGUAGACAGCUGCGGGAUGGGGGCCAGACUUCCUGGAAUAAGUGCACACCACACAGAGGCAUGCCUGGGGCAGCCAGCCUCAGACCAGACCCAGAACACUUCUGUUUUCAUCUUCCUGCCCUGCUCCCCCACAGCCUGGAUGGAACCCCUUGAGCCCAUGGGCUUGUGUCAUAGGGAACAAAGCUCCUGAUUUGAUUUAGCAUUGGCACCCCAGGUUCCAUCCACCUCAACCCAAGGGGUGGUCCUCAGCCACCAUCAGCCUUGAAAUGGUGCCUCCAGCCAAGUAGAUGUUGAACUGCCCUGUGCCCCACUGCAGCCUUCAGCUCUCUGCUCCCUAAUUAUACAUGCAUAUGAAUACCCAGCCUAGAAAAAGAAGAAACGAGACACAAAAAACCAGAGACAGAACAAAACAACCCAAAAUUUGCUGCAUUAUUGCUCUUUUAUUGACAAUGGGCAAAAAAUUAAGUAGACCUGAUAUGGUUGAUGAAAAUACGUAAGUA
This is a messenger RNA of Pteropus alecto (black flying fox), 4697 nucleotides long. It is a transcript of the gene IQSEC1, whose product is annotated as IQ motif and Sec7 domain 1. Bases 1164 to 4202 code for a protein of 1012 amino acids. The record is from RefSeq and is a predicted model, not a curated record. Lineage: Eukaryota; Metazoa; Chordata; Mammalia; Chiroptera; Pteropodidae. The transcript has 14 exons. Gene Ontology annotation, molecular function: protein binding; guanyl-nucleotide exchange factor activity. Gene Ontology annotation, biological process: actin cytoskeleton organization; regulation of ARF protein signal transduction.